AUUGUGUCAGACAAAAAGUUUUUUUUAUAACAUUUAUAAGGUUUACAAGCUAUUUUAACAGAUUUGAUAGUUUGCCCACUAAGGGAGUUCAGAAUUGUUUGGUCAUUCAACUCCUUUUUUUUAUCCACCCCUUGCAGUUAUGGUUAGUCGUAUAAAAAAUAUUUCAGACAAAAGUUGUGGAUAAUAUUUUAAUGUUUUAUACUAAGUAACAAGUGUGAUACACAUAUUAGGAAUUCUUUUAAAUACUACCCAUAAUUUUUUAUCCUUUUUCUUAGUGAUGGGUCGAGUCACCCUAUUUCAGCAUCGAGUCGAGUUCGAGUUAAACAAAGAAAUUUAUCUUCAAGUCGAGCUCGAGUCGAACUCAUAGAAAUUUGUCUUCGAGUCGAACUCGAGCCGAACUCAUGGAAAUUUGUUGAGAUGAGUCAAACUUAGCGAGGUUCAAGUGGCAGAAUGAUGAGCGAAAUAAAUAUAAGUUAAAUAUUUCUCAAUAUAAUAUAUGUAAUUAAAUAUGAAAACUUUGAAUUAUUGAAGGUUUCCCUACACAUUUUGAUUUUUGUAUUUUUUUUUAAUCUUCAUACUGACGCUUUAAGUGAAAAUGCACAUCCAAGUGACGAAUCAGACGUGAAUUUGAUGAUGACUGAGUCUUGUAUUUUUUGCAGCACUUGCAUUUAGCUGUCUGAUGAUCAAAUUUUUCAAAAAUUUCCCAAAUCUCUGCUUUUGAUUUCUAUUCGUCACUUUUUGACGUCCCAGGCCGUACAAACAUAUCUAUUCCACUAAUACUAAACCGUUUAUGAUUAAUACGACGCCGGCGAAGCAAACUCAAGUGUAAACAUAAACUUCAGCAGCCUCAAUUUUCCGUUCGGCCAUGGAAAACUGGUUGGAGAUUUCAAUUACUGUUGAUAUCAAUUUGCCAAAGUGGCAACAUUCCCUGGCUGUAUGAUGACUUACGUAGGCCAUUGGCCCGGAGUUGAAAUGGCGGCUAUCUAGUGUUUUAGUAGUAAUUAUUAUUUACUUCCAAAGCUGCCCAAAUAUUAACGUGGUCUUGUUCAUGGCUGAAUCUAGAGAACAUUUUUUAAAUUCCGUUAUAGUUAAAUAAAGGUAUUUUGUUGCAGUUAUAAAUAUUAAGUGCAUAUUGAAGGAUGGGAUACACUGUUUGCGGUUACACACGAUCAAAAAUAAAUAAUCUUCCGACUUCGUUUUCAAGGUUUUCAGUGUUGGAUCAGAGGUUUUCCACUAGGUAGGCCUAAAUAAUACAUUAUAUUUUAUUUUAAAGUGCACGGUUUCGGAUAAGUACCUACCUUCACUAUUGGAAAUUGUGCAACAUUAUAGUCGAGCCAAAAACUAAACUUUGACGAGACUCGAGGACGCGAUCUUAAUCAACUCGGUUUUCGAGUCGAGUUUAGUUUCGCCGGCUCGACUCGACUCGCUCGAUUUUUUGAGUCUCGACCCAUCACUACUUUUUCUGCAAUAGUUUGUUUUAUAAAAAAUUACUUCAGGACAAAAUUAUUAGAUAAAAAUUAUACAAUUUACUAGACACCUGCGAGUACUCGAAAUUCGAGUUUCGAGUCGAGUUUUUUAGUAAUACUCGAACUCGAGCUCGUGGCUUUUCAAAAACUCGAAAUUCGAGCGAGCUUUUCUUGAAAAAAACCGACUCUCAUAUCGGAAUAAAAGUCUUACAACACUAUUAUCCUUUACUUUAUAAUGUAACAUGAUCUACCGUAUACAUUAACACCUCAUUUUUACGUACCCGGGAUUUACGAAUUUCCGUGAUUAAUUUUUUUUUACUUCUGUAAUUUUCCGCAUAGCAUUAAUGUAUCACUUUCCUGCUUUAUGCGGAAGAAUUUCCCUCAUUUUACGGUAACAGAGCUGCAUUUAAUAACGUACAAUCAGAAACGUUUCGACGAAACAAAAGUUUAAAGUGAAUAGUGUGACAUUUAUUUAUUAUAAUGCUUCAUUUGGCAAUGUAAACAACCUAGUCUUUUAUUUUCGUUAGCCACGUGUCACGGUAAACAAUACAGCCAUGAACCAAAACGUGUGUGACUUGAAUGCGAAAAUUAAGUUCAGUUUAAUAUAUCUCCCCUUAAAACGUUAAUGUAACUUGCAUGAAAUGAGUUGCAAAUGUUGUUUUUACAUAAAAUAGUCAAAUAAGUUCUAAAGCAUCAUAACCAAGUUCCCGUAAAAGUGUGCCGUCUUCGUGCAUGUUCGGAGAUGCUCGGUUUACAUCAAUAGAAAAUUUUGGAAAGGAAGUUGGCGGCUGUGAAUUUGCAAAUAUUGAAACGGAAACGUUUGUAAAUUUUUAGGCAAAGCAGCAUCCUAAACAUUUGAAUUUUAAUUUUUAAUUAUUGAUACUUUGAAAAUACUAUUUGAUAAACAUGUUUAUUAUUUUAUCUUGUGAUACUUAACUCAGUAUAGGCCAAGCCAAGUCAGAUACGUUUCUGUUGACAAGUUCGAUACAUCGAUAUAUCAACCACGUGACUAGGAGUAACAAACUUCAAUGUACCAACUUGUACGGAUUUAUUCAACAUUUUCUUUCUAACUAUUUAUUCGUUUUGUUUGUAAAAACCAAAAUAAUGUACUACAAUAGCAAACCUAAUAAUAAUUAUUGACGUUGUGAUAGUUGUUUCCAAUGAUUACAAUUAAAAACAUUACAUUUUGGUCAAUUUUGUUUGGAAUAUCUCCAUUACUACCUAAUCAAUAUAUAUAUUUAUUUUUCAGAAGUUGAAAACUGAUCACUACCGGGAUUUGUGUGUAAUUAAAUGCAAUUAGGCGUGGAUAUUUUUGCGAGCAGAAUCAUAAAGAAGUUUUCAAAAAUCAGGUUUUAUGUUGUGAAAGUAAUACGUCUUGAGUGUUGAGAUGGAUGCCACAUCAACUCAUUCUUCGCAAUUUUCAGAAAAGUCAGUAAUUUGGAACUUUUACAACAAGCAUGUCAGUUGUGAUGCAGUAGUGUUCAAAACAUGUUUCAAAUCUCUGAAGACUCCAACUGGUUCCAAUACAAGUUUGAUUCGUCAUUUAGAGAAGCAUUCUAAUGAACUUAACCUCUACAAGAAACUAAAGGAAGAACAUUCAACAAGAACACCUUCACAGAAACGAAAAAUAAAUGACAAUUUCAAGCAAACGACCCUUGGUGAAGCAUUCCAGAAGCCAGCAAAGUUCCCUCGGGAUCAUGCCCUAGCAAAAGAAAUCACAAUGUGUAUAGGAAAAAUGAUGGCAACAGAUUUCCAGCCCUACACAAUAGUUGAAGAUUACGGUUUCAAACAACUCUGUGAAACCAUGGAGCCACGGUACAACCUGCCAUCAGCAACUACAUUUUCAAGGUCUGUAAUCCCAGCAUUGUUUGAUGAGCAGUCAAAGAUCCUUAAAGAUGAAUUGGUGACUGACAUUGAAGGGAGCAUAUUUUCUUUGACCUUCACAACUGAUAUGUGGACCUCUCGGAGUGGAGAAGGAUAUAUAUCCCCGACUUCUCACUACAUAACAAACAACUUUCAGCUCAAAAAACAUGUGUUAAGCAUUUCACAUUUUCCGGGCAAUCAUACUGGAGAGGCCAUUAGUUCAAAACUGACAGAAUUUCUUCACACGUGGGGCCUUGCUGAGGUGACUGUCCCUAUAUAUGUUGUCUCUGAUAAAGCAAGAAACAUAGUGAAUGCUGUUUCACUUUCUGGGUAUGAACACAUACAGUGUUUUGCUCAUUUGCUUCAACUUGCCAUCAGUGAUGCAAAGAAAGGUCUCGGUAUCAUUGAUUUGCUUGCUUCUGCCAGAAAUAUAGUGACGUAUUACAGUCAUAGCAAUGUGGCUAGGGAAAGGCUGCACUCCAAUCAAAAACAAGGAGGUUUUCCAGUUCAUGAACUGAUUCAGAUGGUCGACACCAGAUGGAACAGUGAAUAUCUGAUGCUCUCAAGGUUGCUAGAGCAGAAGCAACCUGUCAUGGCUGAUUUGGUAGAAAAUGGUAGGGAUGGACUGUCGGCCAAGGAUUGGAAGAUGGCAGAAGGUAUGGUGCAAGUGCUUCAGCCAAUCUAUGAUGCCACUAAAGAAAUGUGUGUAGACAGACUUCCAACAUUACCCAUGGUGAUUCCAGUUUUGAUUGGAAUCGAUAGUGUUUUAAAGAAACACAUUGAUGCAAGUGGAGCUGGUUCAGCUGUGCUGUUUGCAAAACAACUGAAGCAGUGUGUUUGGUCGAGAUUCCCGGAAUACAAAGAGAAUAAAGUGUAUAGGACCGUCAUGAUGCUUGAUCCUAGAUUCAAGGCAAGUAUGAAGGCAAGUAUGAAAAAGACUUAGGAAUGCAUGAAAUAAGUAAAGAAGCCCUAGAAAUGAAAAGUUGUAAUAUGCAGCCCUCACAAAGUGUUACUAAUGAAAGUAAAUCAAGUGUACCUACAAGCAGCAGUGAUAGUAGCAAUAUCUGGUCUGUUUUUGAAGAAAUGAAAGGACAGCAAUCUACAACACCUGAAGUGCAGAGCAUUGAGAGAGAUCUUCAGAUCAGGACUUUUUUCAGGGAGGGCACUAUUCCCCGCUCAGAAAAUCCAUUGGCAUGGUGGUGCCAAAAUGAAUCAAAAUUCCAUUUACUUGCACCAGUGGCAAAAAAGUACUUGGGGAUUCCUGCUACACAAGUAGCAAGCGAGAGACUGUUUUAUUUUGCAGGAAAUACAGUUACUUCAAAGAGAGAGAAUCUCUUGCCACAACAUGUGGAACAACUAAUUUUUUUGCAUGAGAGACUUUUACCUAGCCAAAGUUGUUAAAAUAAUUUUGUAAAAAUCUUCCCUCGUUUUAAAUUGUAAUAAACUGAUUGAAAAUUUUUUCUUGUGUAAAAACUCUAUUGUAACCACAGUUUGUUUGUAAGUUAUUUAUAAUUAAAUGCAGUUUCACAAAUUCACUAGGUAAAUUUCUGUAACAUACUGUAAAUCCCUGUUAAUAUAAUUAUCAAGGUUACCAAGAAAUUUAGAGUUCGACUCAUUAACAGGAAAUUUUUUAUUAAAAGUGUAAAUUUCUAAAAUUGUAUUUGUUUACAGUGCCAGUUCUAAUUUUUUUACCACUAUGCAGAAAAUAUUCUUAAGUAGAAAUUUUUUUAAUAGAGUUUUACUGUUACAAAAAAAAUAUAUUUUUUUGUACACUGAUUUUGAAUUAAUAUGUGAAAAAUGCUACUCGCUCGACUCGACUCGGACUCGUGAGUUUUUGCCUAGAACUCGACUCGAACUCGACUCGACUUAUAAAAACCCUGCUCGCAGAUGUCUACAAUUUACAAACAAUUUGAAUGGAUUUAACAGUGUGCCAACUAAGGGAGUUAUGCAUUUUUUUUGUCCGCCAACUCAUUUUUUCCCUUACAGUUAUGGUAUUGUAUCACAUGUAUUUGGACUACUCCAACAAGUUAUAAUACAUUCAAACGGAUGCAAUAUAUGUUACAGUGAUUUUUCAGUUCUAAAAAAAUAUCUUCCUCACCUAAGGGACUUUUCCAUUACAAUAUUUUAGGGAUAGGUUUGGAAGUGAUUUGUGCACAGGUACUGUGCCCAUGAAAAAGUUGAUUUUUUUUAGAGAGAGAGAGAGAGAGAGAGAGAGAGA
This is a messenger RNA of Bacillus rossius redtenbacheri, 5547 nucleotides long. Its product is annotated as zinc finger BED domain-containing protein 4-like. The record is from RefSeq and is a predicted model, not a curated record. The transcript has 2 exons. NCBI's taxonomy places the organism in Eukaryota, Metazoa, Arthropoda, Insecta, Phasmatodea, Bacillidae. The coding region runs from base 2854 to 4272 and encodes 472 amino acids.